This is a messenger RNA of Budorcas taxicolor (takin), 882 nucleotides long. Its product is annotated as probable G-protein coupled receptor 141. The record is from RefSeq and is a predicted model, not a curated record. NCBI's taxonomy places the organism in Eukaryota, Metazoa, Chordata, Mammalia, Artiodactyla, Bovidae. Gene Ontology annotation, biological process: G protein-coupled receptor signaling pathway. The transcript has a single exon. Gene Ontology annotation, cellular component: membrane. Gene Ontology annotation, molecular function: G protein-coupled receptor activity; oxysterol binding. The coding region runs from base 1 to 882 and encodes 293 amino acids.
AUGGAGCUGACCAACGUGACCACCCUGUCAAAUGCUUCAAACACAGAGCUGAGUCGCUGUGACAGGCGCUGCAGGAUAAUUCUCCUAUCACUGUACAGUGUGGUUUUCCUGGGAGGCACUGCAGGGGCCAUUGCGAUGUCUUAUAUGAUGCUCAAAAGGAACAGCCAAUCAAUCGUCGCCACGAUUGUUCUCAACAUCAUUGUGCUUCACUCCAUCCUCCUGUUCAGCCUUCCCUUCCGCCUCAGCUAUUAUGUCUUAGUUGUCUGGGAGUUUGGAUCCUUCACCUGCCGAUUGGUUAGCAGCUUAAUAUAUGGUCAUAUGUAUUUCACCUUUGUUUUCUAUGUGGCCAUCAUCAUAAGUCGAUUGCUCAUGUAUUUUAAGAAACUCCAAACUCAGUUCCAAAAGUACCAUGUGGUGGUUUUAAGCAUUAUUAUUUGGAUGGUGGGCAGUGUCAUUUUUUUGCCAAUAUUUUUUUUACAAUAUGGCACCAAUCCAAGUUACUCAGAACAACAAUGUUUUGAGUUCUACAAAGACCUCAAACGUGAGGAGUUUAUUAUCUUGAACUAUUCUAUGAUUGUCAUUAUGAUGACAACAGUUGUGACCCUCUUUCUGAUACAGAUGUGGGUCAUUGUUCAACUGGUAAAAGUUCUUUGGCCAGACAUGUGGACCCAUCAAGAGUACAGAGCUCAAAUCAAGAGCUUCUUCUUCCUCCUCAUAAUAGUGGUUUGUUUUAUACCCCAUCAUGCCUUCCGGAUACACUUCAUUCAACAUUACUCAGAGACAGAAAAUUCUGAGUUAGUUCUUUAUAAUGAAAUUUUUGUUGCUUUAACUACAGCCUGUUGCCUGGAUAUGCUGUGUUUCGUAGGUGGUGUUAUCCAUUAA